Messenger RNA from Cynocephalus volans (Philippine flying lemur), 1737 nucleotides. Its product is annotated as tubulin alpha-1A chain. The coding region runs from base 175 to 1530 and encodes 451 amino acids. Gene Ontology annotation, cellular component: microtubule; cytoplasm. NCBI's taxonomy places the organism in Eukaryota, Metazoa, Chordata, Mammalia, Dermoptera, Cynocephalidae. The record is from RefSeq and is a predicted model, not a curated record. Gene Ontology annotation, biological process: microtubule cytoskeleton organization; mitotic cell cycle. The transcript has 4 exons. Gene Ontology annotation, molecular function: structural constituent of cytoskeleton; GTP binding.
CCAACAGGAAAAGGCCCUGGCCCAUCCCCAUGGUGACCGAGGUGUAUAUAGGAGCCGCAUCCGCCCAUGUACCGCAGGUUCUCUUACAUCGACCGCCUAAGAGUCGCGCUGUAAGAAGCAACAACCUCUCCUCUUCGUCUCCGCCAUCUGCUCGGCAGCCGCGCAGCAGCAACCAUGCGUGAGUGCAUCUCCAUCCACGUUGGCCAGGCUGGUGUCCAGAUUGGUAAUGCCUGCUGGGAACUCUACUGCUUGGAACAUGGCAUCCAGCCUGAUGGCCAGAUGCCAAGUGACAAGACCAUUGGCGGGGGAGAUGACUCCUUCAACACCUUCUUCAGUGAGACAGGCGCUGGCAAGCAUGUGCCCAGGGCAGUGUUUGUAGACCUGGAACCCACAGUCAUUGAUGAAGUUCGCACUGGCACAUACCGCCAGCUCUUCCACCCAGAGCAGCUCAUCACAGGCAAGGAAGAUGCUGCCAAUAACUAUGCACGUGGGCACUAUACCAUUGGCAAGGAGAUCAUUGACCUCGUCUUGGACAGAAUUCGUAAACUGGCUGACCAGUGCACAGGUCUCCAGGGCUUCUUGGUUUUCCAUAGCUUUGGUGGAGGAACUGGUUCUGGGUUCACCUCCCUCCUGAUGGAACGUCUCUCUGUUGAUUAUGGCAAGAAGUCCAAGCUGGAGUUCUCCAUUUACCCAGCCCCCCAGGUUUCCACAGCUGUAGUUGAGCCCUACAACUCCAUCCUCACCACCCACACCACCCUGGAGCACUCUGAUUGUGCCUUCAUGGUAGACAAUGAGGCCAUCUAUGACAUCUGUCGUAGAAACCUCGACAUUGAGCGCCCAACCUACACUAACUUGAAUAGGCUGAUAGGUCAAAUUGUGUCCUCUAUCACUGCUUCCCUCAGAUUCGAUGGAGCCCUGAAUGUUGAUCUGACAGAAUUCCAGACCAAUCUGGUGCCCUAUCCCCGCAUCCACUUCCCUCUGGCCACAUAUGCCCCAGUCAUCUCUGCUGAGAAAGCCUACCAUGAACAGCUUUCUGUAGCAGAGAUCACCAAUGCUUGCUUUGAGCCAGCCAACCAGAUGGUGAAAUGUGACCCUCGCCAUGGUAAAUACAUGGCUUGCUGCCUGUUGUACCGUGGUGAUGUGGUUCCCAAAGAUGUCAAUGCUGCCAUUGCCACCAUCAAGACCAAGCGUACCAUCCAGUUCGUAGAUUGGUGCCCCACUGGCUUCAAGGUUGGCAUUAAUUACCAGCCUCCCACUGUGGUACCUGGUGGAGACCUGGCCAAGGUACAGCGAGCUGUGUGCAUGCUGAGUAACACCACAGCCAUUGCUGAGGCCUGGGCUCGCCUGGACCACAAGUUUGACCUGAUGUAUGCCAAGCGUGCCUUUGUUCACUGGUACGUGGGUGAGGGGAUGGAGGAAGGAGAGUUUUCUGAGGCCCGUGAGGACAUGGCUGCCCUUGAGAAGGAUUAUGAGGAGGUUGGUGUGGAUUCUGUUGAAGGAGAAGGUGAGGAAGAAGGAGAGGAAUAUUGAAGUUAAUGUCACAAAGGUGCUGCUUUUACAGGGAAGCUUAUUCUGUUUUAAACAUUGAAAAGUUGUGGUCUGAUCAGUUAAUUUGUAUGUAGCUGUGUAUGCUCUCAUAUACAAUUGCUGACCUAUGCUUUAAAAUGUGAAUGCUCUGUAACGGACCCAAGCUGUCCAUUUCUCUGAUGGGUUUUGAAUAAAGUAUUCCCUGUCUCA